UUCAACACCGAGGGGCAUUUUCUCACGUCCUUCUUUAUAAAACCCACUCCCUCCCACUGUCCCAAUCCCCCCCUGAAUUUCCUCUCACAAAACAGAAGGGAACCAUUGCCUUAACUACACUACUUUUGGGUACUUGUCUUUUCUUUCAUUUUCUUUCCUUUUCUAUUGGAAAAUUUAUAUAUAUGUCAGCUGGCAUGGGAAAAUGCAGCAGAAUCCGCCACAUCGUCAGGCUUCGACAAUUGGUGCGCCGGUGGCGGAACAAGGCUCGCAUGUCAGCUAAUCGUAUUCCUUCUGACGUUCCAUCUGGACAUGUGGCGGUUUGCGUCGGUACCAGUUGCAGGAGAUUUGUGGUGCGCGCCACGUACCUGAACCAUCCGGUGUUCAAGAAACUCUUAGUGCAAGCUGAGGAAGAGUACGGCUUCACUAACCAAGGUCCCUUAGCGAUUCCCUGUGACGAGAAGGUAUUUGAGGAAGUGAUUCGAUACAUUUCGCGAUCAGAGUCGGGGAAUUCGACCCGUUUCUUGAAUCUGGAAGAUUUCCAGAGGAAUUGCCAUGUCGGACUUAGGAGUAAGCAUGAGUUUUGGACCGAAUCUCGACCUUUGCUUCAUGGGUUCACUGAUAAAACCAUCUGGUAAGUGAAAAUACCAACUGGGAUUUGGUUGGUAUUUCUUGAAAAUAAAAGAGAGAAACAAACACUCUGAUCCUGACCCGCGACGACUCAGUCCGAGUUAGGAAAGCUCUCCGCAGCAAAUUUUAUGUGAUCCAAAAGAUGUACGAGUACUGUUGCCGAGUUGAGUUGCACUCUAAAGUUAAUUCGGCUGAGUUUCCCUGAUUUGCAUCGGUUUUGAUUUUUUACUUACCAUGUACAAAGAGAUGGCAAGAAGAGGUGGCUGAGUUAUCCACCUCGUCGUCCUGGGUUCGAAUCGGAGUGGUGGCAGAAGGAAUUAUUUGAGAGUUGAGGAGCGGAAGGAGAAAAUUUAAUGACCUUUGUAAAUUCUGUUAUUUAUUCAUAAAUAAGAAAAAAUUUGUAAAGAAAUAUCAGCAUGGACUUAUUAUAUAAAAAUUUAUAUAUGUAUUAUUUUA
This is a messenger RNA of Hevea brasiliensis (rubber tree), 1083 nucleotides long. RefSeq names its product auxin-induced protein 6B. The record is from RefSeq and is a predicted model, not a curated record. The coding region runs from base 183 to 635 and encodes 150 amino acids. The transcript has 2 exons. Gene Ontology annotation, biological process: response to auxin. NCBI's taxonomy places the organism in Eukaryota, Viridiplantae, Streptophyta, Magnoliopsida, Malpighiales, Euphorbiaceae.